This is a messenger RNA of Stomoxys calcitrans (stable fly), 1359 nucleotides long. RefSeq names its product odorant receptor 2a-like. Lineage: Eukaryota; Metazoa; Arthropoda; Insecta; Diptera; Muscidae. Gene Ontology annotation, cellular component: plasma membrane. Gene Ontology annotation, molecular function: odorant binding; olfactory receptor activity. The transcript has 3 exons. The record is from RefSeq and is a predicted model, not a curated record. Bases 1 to 1188 code for a protein of 395 amino acids. Gene Ontology annotation, biological process: detection of chemical stimulus involved in sensory perception of smell; sensory perception of smell.
AUGCCUAAGGAAGUGCUUUGUUUAACAUUGGAUACCAAUUCGGCAUUUCAAUAUCAAUGGAAAGUUUGGCAUUAUAUGGGCAUUAAAGCCCCAGAGAACAUAAAUCGCAAGCUGUAUCAACUUUAUGCAGUUUUCAUCAACUCUUUUGUGACAUUGUUGUUCCCUUUAACAUUGAUAGUCAAUGUGUUCUUGGCGCAAAAUCUUCAACAAUUGUGUGAAAAUUUGACCAUUACACUCAGCGAUUCGUUGGCCAAUGUGAAAUUCAUCAAUGUCUAUUUGGUGCGCCAUGAAUUGGAUAGUAUUCAACUGAUACUACGUCGUCUGGAUUCUAGGAUUCAAACUCGUGGGGAAUAUAACAUACUAAAAUCCGCCAUAAGGAAGGCCCAGACCACAUUCCUCAUAUUUCUGCGCCUCUUCACGGUGGGCACCGUUUUAAGCGUUGUGAAAAUAAUCUUGGCCGAGAAACGCUCAUUACUUUAUCCCGCUUGGUUUGGAGUCAACUGGGAGGAGAGUGCCUUCAAGUAUGCGAUUGUCAUCAGCUACCAACUUUUUGGCCUAAUUGUGCAAGCCUUACAAAAUGUGGCCAAUGACUCAUAUCCCCCCUCAUAUUUGAUUAUACUAACCGGGCAUAUGGAGGCUUUGGAGAUAAGGGUUAAAGCUUUAGGUAACCAUGCCGAUGGCACAUUAAAAGUCUCUCUAACUGCAAAGGAACAAAACGACUGCCUGAAGGAGUUGAAUGAGUGUAUUAAGGAUUAUAUAAAUAUACUGAAAUUACAUUCCACAAUUCAGCGUGUUAUCUCCAAGGCUUGUCUGGCACAGUUCGUAUGCUCGGCCUUGAUUCAAUGCAUUGUGGGCCUUCAUUUUCUGUAUGUGGUGGAUACGGCCGAUUACGAGGCCACCAUACUAUCAGUGAUAUUUUUUGUGGCCAUAACUAUGGAAGUCUUUGUGAUUUGCUAUUUUGGUCAAAUGAUGAGUUUACAAAGUUGGAAUCUCACCUAUGCCUUCUACUCAUGUGGAUGGCUGGCCCAAUCUCCGAUAUUUAAACGAAAUCUUAUAAUCACUCUCAUACGAACGCAACGUACUUCGAUUAUAUUGGCUGGCUCCUAUAUACCCUUGAAUUUGCCCACAUUUGUGCAGCUUAUGAAGUUUGCUUAUUCUACAUUUACAUUGUUGAUUCGAUUCAAAUAGAUGUCUAGCUGAAGUCUGUUGUCAAUGGAAUGGUCAAUUAAUUGUGGAUCUUAGUAUUUUCAUCACUCAAUAUAUCACUUAGAUGAUAUCAUAGAUAUUAGAUAUCAGCAUCAUACCUGCACCAAACCAAUAAAAUGAAUUUGAAAUAAAGAAACAAUUUUUCCACAAUAA